Corvus hawaiiensis (hawaiian crow) is the source of this 6421-nucleotide messenger RNA. It is a transcript of the gene CEP164, whose product is annotated as centrosomal protein 164. The record is from RefSeq and is a predicted model, not a curated record. Lineage: Eukaryota; Metazoa; Chordata; Aves; Passeriformes; Corvidae. Bases 108 to 4484 code for a protein of 1458 amino acids. Gene Ontology annotation, molecular function: protein binding. The transcript is spliced from 32 exons.
CCCGCGCCACGGCGAGCGGCGAGCGGCGAGCGGCGAGCGGCGAGCGGCGGGGUCCCGGCACGGGCCCGGGCCCGGGCCCGGGGGAGGCUCCCCUCGGUGUAGGAUCCAUGGCAGGAGCCAUGUGCAUCGGGAACCAGCUCAUUCUGGAAGAAGACUACAGUGAAUCCUAUGUUCCUAACGAGAAAGAAAUCCGGGAGUUUGCGCCGAUACUCGGGAUUGACCCCGACGCGGAGCCGGAGCUGCUGUGGCUGGCCAGGGAGUGCCUGAUGACCCCGCUGCCCCCGAAUUGGAAGGCCUGCCGAGAUAUCACUGGAGGUGGUGAACUCUAUUACUUCAACUUUGAAAAUGGCUGCUCCAUGUGGGAGCAUCCCUGUGAUGAGCACUACAGGCAGCUGGUCAUCCGGGAGCGGGAGAAGCUGCUGGCACGGGGCAGCUUGAAGAAGGAAAAGAAGGAGAAGAAGGAGAAGAAGCAGAAGAAGGAGAAGAAAGAGAAGAAGAAGGACAAGAAGGAGAAGCAUUUCCUGAAGCAGCUCCCUCCCCCAGGCUGCCAGCUGGCACCCAUCCAGCCUCCCCUGGGCACCCUCUCUCCUCUCCGUGGCCUCGCACCGUCUUCAUCCUUCGCUCUUCGUGGGUCCCUGAACCCGGACCUGGGGCGUGUGGUGGACUCCAGCCUCAUCCCCAAGGAAGGAGCUCUGCCUGCAGAGAUCUCGAAGCUCACCAGCCACACUGACAACCUGCUGGACUUGGUCUGUGAAGAGAAAAGUUCCUUGAAUGUAACAGUGCCAGAGAAAUGGAGAAACGAAGAGGAAGAAAGUGAAAAUGAGAGUUUCCGUGGGACAUCAAGGCUGUUAAAAAACGUGUACCUGGAUGUUGAAGCUCUGGGAGGCAGCUUUGACUCUGAGGAGAACAACAAGGAGGAGCAGGAGGACCGUGGCAGCCCAUCAGCUGGUGCUGCUGAUGCUGCUGAAGCUGCUCCCCAGCCCCAUGGGAGCCCUGAGGAGGAAGGUGCCAGCCUGGGAGAGAAGGAGUCUUUAAAAUCAAGACAUCCUGAAGAAGUGCCAGAGUCUUCCUUGGAUUCUGGUGCUGCGUGCCCUCCGUCUUCAGUUCAGAUCCUCCCCGGAGAUGCUGACAGCAGCCUGUCUGCCCAGAACAAGGAAGGGGAACUUGCUGGGGAUGAAGUAGUGGACAAGGAAGACGCUGAGGUGGAAGGAGAUGCCUCUGCAGCUGAGGAGUUGCCUCAGUCUGAGGGUGAAGGAAGCGCAGCAGGGACGGACGUGCCCGGCUCUCCUGGGCAGCCCGGAGCCGCCUCUCCGGCUGCGGAAGGGGCCGAGGCAGAUCAGCUGGUGAGCCUGGCUGCCACUGCUGACACUGUGUCCUGUGGAGAAAAGGUACUGGAUGAAGAGAGGGAAGAAGCAGCUGAUUCCAAAUCAGAGAACGGGCUGGAUGAUGGCAAACUUUCAAAGGCAUCCGGGGUCAGUGGCUGUGAGCAGGACUUGCCCAUCUCCAAGUGCUCCGACCAUGAGGUGGUUCAGCCUGUGGGCUUGGACUUCAAGAGCCUGCUUUCUAAGGAGGUUCUGCGUGUGGGGACUGCGUCUCCUGAUUUGGACAGCCCCGAGUGCAAGGCCCAGGAGCUGGGAGAAGAGGAGAAAGACCAAAGCAAAGCCAGUGCAGAGGAAGAGCAAAACAGAAGAGCAGAAGCUGCUGAGAGUGAGAGGGAUCUCUGUGCUUGUGAGACACCAGUGGAGCGUUUCGGGUUAGAAAAUCCCGAUGGGGCGGAGGCUGCAGAGCCGCAGGAGGGAGCCCUGGAUAGCCUGGUGGAUCCUGAGGAGCUUCCUGCCCCACAGAACACGCAACCUGAGAAGGAAAUUGAGCAGUCCUUGAAGCAGCCUAAUGAUGAAUCCCUGGAGGAAAUAGUCAAGGAGAUGGAGACAGAGCUGGAGCAAGAGGAAAUACAUUUAUUUCAAGCAAAGGAGGAGAAAAUUCAGCAAUUCCAGGGGGAGAUGAGGCAGAAGGAGGCGGAGGAGGAAGAAGCUGAAAAGCUUCCUCAGCAAAAAAAAAAGCCCCUCAGCACUCCAGAAGAAGAUUUGGCAAAAUCUGAGGAGGAAGAGAGAGAGUUGCUUGUCAGAGAGGGAAAAACCGAGAGACUCGAAAAGCUUCGAGCCCAAAUCGCCUCAGAGAUCAAGGCAGAGCAGGAGAGCAUGAGGGCAGAGCAGGAGGCCAUGCUGCAGAAGCUGAGGGAAGAGUGGGAAUCCCAGCAGCUGGUGGAGAAGGAGAGCCUGGAGAGGAGGCAGCAGCUUGCCUUGGAGGAAAUGAAGCUGGCAAUGGAGGAAGCGCGGCAGAAGGAGAUGAGCGAGUUGGAACAGGAGAAGGAGCAGUUCCUGAGUGAGCUCAGAGAGAGGUUGGACAGGGAGAAGAAGAAGGCAGCAGAGGAGCUGGAAGAACAGUUUGCCAGUGAUCUCCAGCAGCUGAGGUCUGCAGCAGAAGAGAAGCACCAUGAGGUCAUUUCCAGCCUGCAAGCCCAGCUGGCAGAGGCACAGAGCAGCCAGGAGGCCCAGCUGCGUGAGGAGCUGCAGAGAGCGGAUCAGAAAGUGCAGCAAAAAGCCCAUCAAGUGAAGGAAUACGAGCGUGAGCUCAGCGAGCUCAUGAGUGAGAAACGCCGGGAGGUGGAGAAAGAGCACGAGAGGAGAAUGGAGAGGAUGAGAGAGGAGCACCGGGAGGCCCUGGCGCGGAUCCAGGAGCAGUUUGAGGAGGAGGAGCGGAAGCAGAGGUCGGAGCUGCUGGAGGGGCUGCGGAGCGAGGCCGCGCGGCUGCGGCAGCGCCACGACGCCGAGCUGAAGGCGCUGCAGGCAGAGCUGGAGGGGAGGCUGACUGCCCUGCAGCAGAGGCACAGGGAGAAGGAAAGAAAGCUCCAGGAUUCAGAGAAUGAGCUUGAAAUCCGCGUGAAGAACAUCCAAGCCAGAUCACAGCAGCUCGUCAGCCAGGAGGAGUCCCUGCGGAGGAGAAGGCAGCAGCUGCUGGAUGAGGACGGACGGAUGCAGCUCGAAAGAGAUGAGGCUGCUCUGGCCUCUCAGCUGCGCAUGGAGGAGAGCAGGAAGGAGCAUUCCAGCCUCCUGGAGUCCAUCCGGCAGCUGCGGAAGACCCUGGAGGAGCUGCAGGACCAGAAGGCUGAGCUGGAGGCCCAGGUGGACUUGCUGCAGAGCCGGAGCCAGAGGCUGCAGAAACGCAUUGGUGAGCUGGAGGAAGCAAUCAGGAGCAAGCAGGAGGCUCUGAAAGAACUGGAGGCAGAAGAAAGUGUGGAAUCUCCAAGAAAGAAAGCUGAGCUCCGUGUUGAAGACCUGAGAGAAACUCCUCAAGCUCACUCGUCCAGAGAGCCUUCCCCAGCCUCUCAGAGCCCCGAGGAAAGCGACUUCCACUUUGAACGUGUCCGGAGCUACAUCUCCGCGGAAGGGACGGCCCUGAGGAACGCCAAGGAAUUCCUGCUGCGCCAGACGCGCUCCCUGCGGAAGCGGCGCUCGGCGCUGAGGGCUGCGAGCCUGCAGUGGCGCCAGGACCUGUGCAAGGCGCAGGAGGCCCUGCAGGACCCCGACAGCUCCCAGCUCCUGGAGGGAAUGCGCCGCAACCUGGAGGAGGAGGCAAAGCAGUUGGACAGGAUGAAGUCGGCCAUGCAGAAAGGACAGGUGCUGCUGAAGAAGAAGGAGGAGAAGCUCAGCCAGCUGGAGUCUUCGCUGCUGGAGGAGCUCUCAGAUGAAGAUACGCUGAAGAGUUCUGCAUGUAAGAAGGUGGUGACUUUUGAUCUGAGCACCUCUGAGGAUACAAACAGCACGUCCAGUGGGAAUCUGGGCCAGUCUAAAUCUGACUUGGGAACGGAUUUCUGGCCCGUCCUCCAGAAGGACAAGAUCCAGCACCUGAGAGACUCCGUGCAGAGUAUCACCAGUGAGCUGAACGGGGUCCUGGGCGUGCUGGACUCCCUGAGCCAUCACCAGACUCCUCUGUUCACCUCCACAGCCCGCGAGGGCAUCGCUCUUCCCACGUACUGCUCCAGCGGAGGCCUGCGUGGGGGCACCUCCCUGGGGAACCCCCCCAGGGUGUCUCCCCUGGACCAGUGGGCCUGGAGCAGAAGCGGGCUCAGCUCCAGUUAUUCCAUCUCAGGGCAGUCAGUGGAUAACAUGCUGACAGAGAAGUGGCACAAGUAUUUCCCAGGUGGGUUCUCGUCACUCGGUGGGAGUCCUGUGCCCCUGGACAGCAAGCUGGGAUAUGUCUCUGCAGAUGAACAAGUCCGGCUCUUCCAGCAUUCCAAGUUCCGUGAGCCAGAGAAGAGGAGUAUUGAGGGGAUGAUUGAGAGCAACAAGAAAUGGCUGGAAGGCUUCAAGAAGGAUUCCAAAGCACCUCUUUCCCUGCAGUCGCAGAAGUGCCCAGGCAGCAGCCCCAGCCUCCUCCAGCUGGGACUGGAUGAAAACAGAGAGAUCAAGGUGUACCACUACUGAAAGGUGGGAUUUUUCUCUGCAGGGAUGGUGGGGGGACCUGUGCAGUCUCCCCAUGAUGGGCUGGGCUUUGGUGAUGCCCACCCAGGCACCUCCACUGUGUCUGUGUGCCAUGUCCUUGAAACUGAGUGUUUUUGCAAGAGAGUGGAGGAAGGAGGAAGAGAACUUCCCAGGCGGAUUCUUCUAAUCCUGUAAUGUGUCCAAAUAUACUUUAUAGACUGUUUAAUCCAGCGGUGACAUAUCAGGGCUUCAAUAAAUCAACAUUUCCCUCAUUAGUAUUCCAGCGAUGGCGAGGCAGAGCUGUGAAUCACAGAGGACUUUGAGUAACUGGUCAAGGGGGAGGAUGUGAAUCCAGCUGAGGCUCUGCUGGAGGAAAUGUGUCAGGAAAUGAGCCUGCCCUGAUGCCCAGCAAAUGCUCGGUGGCAGGUGGGCCAUGUCAGGUGGCCUCUGGCAUGUGGGAGCAGCGGAAUGGCUGCGGAGUCUGGGGAUAAAAUCAGGGAAUGACACGUUCUGGCUCUUCGGGAAUGUUCUGCUUGUUUGGGGUGGAAGCAAUGGGAACUGAGCCAAGAGUGGUAGAUCUGGAUGAGCUCUCCCUGCUCCUCUCACGCCAGGCUGGCCAGAGCUGUGCAGCAGAGCAGCUGCUGGAGCUCUGCUCCUGUGUCACAGAUGCGCUGAUGGCAGCGGGAGCAGGGAUGGCAGGAGAGCACGGGGAGUGGCUGCUGGUGCAGGCACAGCUGAGGAGCUCCUGUGAAUGCUGAGACAGCCCCACCUGCGUCCUCCCAUGCCCUGGGGAGAGGGAUCCAGAGCUCGGAUCAGCAGCUGGGAUCUCUUUCCAUGCAUGGGGCUGGGGAGCCCUGCCAUAAAUCCUGGAGCCUGGUCUUGCUGCUCCUGCAGCAGCUCUGCAGUAAUCCUGGGAGAGCAGGGAUGUGGGAAGACUGGAGAGUGGCUGAGGAGUUGGCAUGAGCAGCUCCUGGACCUCAGCUGUGACCCAGUGGCUCGUGGCUGUGCUCAUUGGGUGCUGUGAUAUUCCUAUGGAAAGGCUGUAUCCAGAGGGUAUCCCAGCCCGCGGGGAUGCUUGGAAUUGGAAGGGGUGACGCUCUACCCAGCGGGGAGGAGUCAGGCUUUCGUGGGAACCUGGUAUUUGGUUGUCUUUGUCAGUAUUUCCUCCGAGCUGACUCUAAAUAUUUUAUGCUUUAAAAAGCUGCCGAGCCACUCGCCCGUUCUGGCUGACGAGGACGCUGCACUUCAAGGGAGCCCAUCUGUGAGAAACCAUCUUCAAAGCCUUUCUCCUGAGACAGCUGGUGGGGGGAGGCUCUGAAGCUGCUGCCCCACACCCCCUGUGCUGCGUGAGCCCCUCGGGUGGGUGAGGAUGGGCAGUGGGGGAGGCAGAGCCCCCCUGCUCUGCUCCCCGGGUGCUGUGUGCUGGCACACACCGUGAGCCUGGCACGGGGAUAUUUACGUGCAAAUAGAGAUAUAUUUUUGAUGAACAUCAUUUUAAAACUCUUAAGAAUGUAUGUUUUUUGUUUUUUUUUUUUUUUUUCCUUGCUGAUUUUUCUUAGAAUUUUUGUAAUUAUUCAACCAGCCUUAUUCCUUCCUAGGAAAGAAGGGAUCAAAACACGGGUAUCCCAUCUGCUGUUGGAUUGCACAAACCCCUUCCUGUAGGGAUUUUGCUUUUAGUUUGCUGGAUAUUCAGGGGACACAUGGCAGUCCUUCCAGUCAGGGGUUUUAGAAGGGACCCUGCAGUUGUGGCUUGCUGUGGCCAAAGCCAUAUCACUGAGUCCGUUCUGUGUUUUGGGAGAAGCAUGGAUUAGUGGUGCAGAGAAAUGCCAGUUUUUUUUACAAUAACUGGGUUUGAAACGUGCUCCUUUUUCCUGUUAAAACCUGGGAUAGCAGCUGUGUCUGGUUUUGUAUAAAUUAAAUCAACAUGAGCCUGUUUUGUA